Molecule: messenger RNA, 1308 nt
Organism: Penicillium macrosclerotiorum
Lineage: Eukaryota; Fungi; Ascomycota; Eurotiomycetes; Eurotiales; Aspergillaceae
Exons: 6
Coding region: 1-1308 (435 amino acids)
Biological process (GO): phospholipid biosynthetic process
Cellular component (GO): membrane
Molecular function (GO): phosphotransferase activity, for other substituted phosphate groups
Source: RefSeq, a predicted model, not a curated record
AUGAGCGCGAUAUGGCGGAUGGUCCAAGAGACCCAAGACUCGCUUUCCGACGAUGCGCUGAUGCCCCUGAAGUCGUACAAGUACUCGAGUAUCGACAAAUCGUUUAUUUCGCGGUAUAUUCUCAAGCACUACUGGAAUGCUUUCGUCGAACUACUACCGAUGUGGUUGGCCCCCAACAUGGUCACCCUGCUCGGUUUCAUGUUCAUCGUGUUCAACGUGUUCUUGAUUGAGAUCUUCAUGCCCGACCUGCAGGGUCCGGGCCCAUGGUGGCUGUAUUUCAGCUUCGCUCUGGGCGUGUGGAUGUAUUCGACCCUAGAUAACGUGGAUGGUAAACAGGCACGGAGAACUGGAACUUCCAGCGGACUGGGAGAAUUAUUUGAUCACGGAAUUGACUCUUUGAAUUGUACCCUCGCCAGUCUGUUGGAGACUGCGGCCAUGGGCUUCGGUGCGUCGCAUUUGGGUGCGUACACCGCACUUGUUCCCUGCCUCGCGAUGUAUUUCUCGACAUGGGAGACUUACCACACCCACACUCUGUACCUGGGCUAUUUCAACGGCCCAACCGAAGGCCUCCUCAUCGCCAUCGGUAUCAUGCUCGCCUCUGGCAUCUGGGGCCCCGGGAUUUGGUCGCGUCCGAUUACCGAUCUCAUCAAUAUCCCCCAGAUCUUCGGCAAUAACUCUGUCAAGGAUCUCUGGGUGCCCAUUCUCCUAGGUGGUUUCUUUCUCGCCCACCUGCCAGGCUGCGUUGUCAACGUUAUGGCUGCUCGGAGAAAGCAGGGUCUUCCCUUCACUCCCUUGCUGAAGGAGUGGGUGCCUAUGGUCGGAUUCACUCUGUGCACCAUUCUCUGGCUCUUUUCGCCCUACUCCUGUCUUUUGACCGAGAACCAUCUGGUUCUGUUCUGCUGGACCAUAUCUUUUGUCUUUGGUCGCAUGACUACCAUGAUCAUUCUCGCUCAUUUGUUGCGCCAACCUUUCCCUUACUGGACUGUUCUCCAGGGACCACUUGUCUUUGGUGCGGUCCUGGCAAACCUCCCCCGCAUCGGCCUUCCGGGACUCAGCCCGACCCUGGAAGUCUGGUACUUGCGCCUGUAUUUCCUAUUUGCCUUGAUUGUCUACUCGCACUGGGCUGUACUCGUUAUCAACCGGAUCACGACUUUCCUGGGUAUCAACUGCUUGACCAUCCGUCAGGAUAAGUCCGCCGCUCGUGACCGUGCAUAUCGAGAGUUUGGCGAGUCCGGUCUCCCUCUGAAUGCCUCUCGAAGCUCUAGAGAUUCUCUGGAUUCCGAGGAUGACGGUCUGAAAAACCACUAG